Molecule: messenger RNA, 1239 nt
Organism: Solanum tuberosum (potato)
Lineage: Eukaryota; Viridiplantae; Streptophyta; Magnoliopsida; Solanales; Solanaceae
Exons: 2
Coding region: 1-1239 (412 amino acids)
Source: RefSeq, a predicted model, not a curated record
AUGGGACACUUUGUGAGAUAUUGCCGUAUGACCAGACGUGGUGGCUCGUAUCAAGUUUCUCAAGCUUCGACUUUCAGGGUUGCACAACCUCCAACUACGAGAGGUUUACAGAGUUGUAGAGGUGGUUCUCAUUCAGGUAAAGGUAGUUUUCCUUCUGGUCGAGGUGGUGGUCGUAGAGGUUCACAAUCUGAGGGUAGUCGUUCUCACUAUUAUACUUUUCCAGGUAGGCUAGAGGCUAAGACUUCAGAUGUUCUUAUCAUAGGUAUUAUUCCGGUUUGUGAUCGACCAACUAUUAUAUUAUUUGAUCCAGGCUCUAUUUAUUCUUAUGUUUCCACAUACUUUGCUUCGAGUCCGUAUAUAUUAUGUGAGUAUCUUGAUUUGCCAGUACAUGUUUCUACUCUUGUUGGAGAUUCUGUAGUGGCAGAUCGGGUGUAUCGACUGUGUAUAGUUACUUUGAUGGGAUAUGACACUCAUGCAGAUUUAAAGGUCUUAGAUAUGGUAGAUUUUGAUGUGAUUCUUGGUAUGGAUUGGUUAUCUUCUUAUCACGCAAUUCUAAAUUGUCAUUCCAAGACAGUUACAUUAGCUAUGCUUGGAAUUCCUAUAGUAGAAUGGAGAGAACCAGGCACUCAGCCUAUUUCCAUUCCUACUUAUCGUAUGGCACCCGCCGAAUUGAAAGAGUUGAAGGAAAAAUUGCAGGAUUUGUUAUGCAAGGGAUUUAUAAGACCGAGUUAUCUCCUUGGGAUGCUCCAGUGUUAUUUGUGGAAAAAAAAAGAUGGAUCCAUGCAUAUGUGUAUAUACUAUCGACAGUUGAACAAGGUCACCAUUAAAAAUAAGUACAUGAUACCUUGUAUUGAUGAUUUAUUUGAUCAGCUGCAGGGUGCUUCAGUUUUCUCCAAGAUUGACUUGAGAUCCGGUUAUCAUCAGUUGAAGGUUAGGGUGGAGGAUAUCCACAAGACAUCUUUUCGAACACGUUAUGGCAAUUAUGAGUUUCUGGUAAUGUCUUUUGGAUUGACAAAUGCCCCAACAACUUUUAUGGAUUUGAUCAACGGAGUGUUCAGACCAUACUUGGAUUCUUUUGUAAUUGUCUUCAUAGAUGAUAUAUUGAUAUACUCCCGUAGUAAGGAGGAACACGAGCAUCAUUUGAGGAUUGUGCUUGGAAUUUUGAAGGAGAAGAAUCUCUAUGCAAAUUUUCAAAGUGUGAGUUUUGGCUUAGUUCGGUAUCGUUCUUGGGACAUGUAG